AUGCGGUGGUUACCUCUGGCGGUGGCUGUCGCCGCCACCGUGACUCAGGUCACGGCAAAAGCUGUGUUUGCCCACUUUAUGGUUGGCAAUACCGAGAAUUACACAACAAGCGACUGGCUGGAUGACAUGCGUCAAGCCAAGAAGGCACACAUUGACGCCUUCGCCUUGAACAUGGCCUACGGCGAAGCGACCAACGAGAAGUCGCUCUCGGCCGCGUUUUCCGCCGCCGCGAGUGAGGGCAUGCAGCUCUUCUUCUCGUUCGACUACGCCGGCAACGGGCCUUGGCCCAAGGAAACGGUGAUGGAAUACAUCACCAAGUAUGGUUCGAGCAGCGCCUAUUUCCACCACAACGGCAAGCCUUUUGUCUCGACUUUUGAAGGGCCCGACCGGGCCGACGACUGGAUCGACAUCAAGAGACAAACGCCCUGCUUCUUCAUGCCCGACUGGUCUUCUUUUGGGGCCAUGAAGGCGAUGGCUGCCGGAGGCGGGGUCGCUGACGGGCUCUUUUCAUGGGCGGCAUGGGCCUGGGGAGACUGGGACAUGUACACGUACACGGAUGCUUCGUACGCCCAGUACCUGAACGGAAAGCCGUACAUGAUGCCGGUUUCGCCGUGGUUCUACACCAAUCUGCCCGGGUACAACAAGAACUGGAUCUGGCGUGGUGACCGAGCGUGGGGUGACCGUUGGAUCCAGGCGCAGUGGUGGCAGCCCGAGUUCAUCCAGAUUAUCUCGUGGAACGACUACGGCGAGUCUCACUACAUCGGCCCGGUUCGAAAGCACGCCAUGGCAGCCUUCGACAUUGGCAGGGCUCCGUUCAACUACGGGACGCUGCCUCACGACGCCUGGCGUGACAUCCUGCCGUUUGUCAUCGACAUGUACAAGAACAACGUCUCCAGGGUUGACUAUGAGCGAGCCGUGGCGUGGUAUAUGUUGGUCAACCCGGCGUACUGCGACCAUAACGGAACGGUCGUCAAUACCGCUUCUCAGCUGCAACAGGAAUUCACCCCCGAAGGGGAACUGGACGACAAGAUCCAUUUUACUGCAUUGCUGAACGGCAAGCCAGACAAGGUCGCCUGCAGCGUUGGCGGUAGGAUGAAGGACUGCAAGGUCUACCAGGGUCCCGACAACGACGAGCCCGGCAUGUAUCUAGGUGAAUGCGGCAAUGGGUUCGAGGGGCCAGUCCAGAUUACCAUCACGAGAGGCAAGACAGUCCUGGUCAUCAACGGCGAACCACGGCGCGGCGAAUCCUGCGGAGAAUGGAACGGGUUCACAAACCACAACGCGUAUGUGGCUGGUGCGGUAGCCCCGUCGGCCAUUAACGCGCAAGCGGCAGACAUCAGCCAGGCUGUCUGUGUCAACGGGACGGGCAUGGAACUCGUCAAAGACCUCUGCGAGUUCACGUGCUCGUUGGGAUACUGUCCCAAGACCGCCUGUGUCUGCUCUCGACUGGGCAAGCCCCCUACUCUGCCAAAGCCGACGGGCGUCCAGGGCUAUCCCACGAGCAACAUGGACGAAAGUGUGUCGGGGCUUUGUUCCUUUGCGUGCAACUACGGCAACUGCUCCGACUUUUCCGACUACUGCUCCACCAAGAAGGUGGCACUUGCAGUGCGGCCGGCCUCUCUUUUCGAACCCCAAUAUUGUGAUUCCGGCAGGGCGCGGGGAGGAGAAGAACGCUUUGAGCAGCUUUGUAAAUUCAGCUGCAGCCAUGGGUACUGCCCGUUCUGGGUGUGCGUCUGUGAAAUCGAGAAGGGAUUUGCCAACAUCCUUGACCCCACCAUACCAUCCAGGGCCAGCAUGAAGUCUCUGCCUGGCCUGCUCGACUAUGGCCUCUGUGGCUUCGCCUGUCAGCGUGGUUACUGCCCAACUGACAUUUGCUUCGAUGAUGGCGUGUACGACGACGACGAGGGCUGGGGCCCAGACUAUGACCCGAUUGAGGGAGAGUACAUGGAUUUCACGCCCAUCGAGGCGCUAAGCUGCGAUCCCGACAAGGCGCCGCGGACGUUGGACGAUCUUGUUAACGCGGUUGACACCGGGUCGAUUCCUUCCAUAUGCUGGAAUCAAUGGGCGCUGGAGAUCCUGCUCCAGACGCUUUUGGGCAUCGGAAGCGAGUAUCGAGAGAGCCUCAAGGGAUAUGAUAAGCUGUUUUCCACUUAUGAAAAAUAUAUCAGGGAGAGCGUCGGCCCGCAGCUGGAGAAGUUCGCCCAUCCAGGAAGUAUGAAGUCGCCCGGACUCAAGUACUUUGACUGUGUGGUGUCGAUAAACGGAAAGAAGUACUCGGACAAACAGGGUUGUCAGUACAUCGUCUUGGAGAGGCUCCCGGUUGAUAACUGGCACAUCGACUAUACCUUGCGUGAUGCAAAGGGGUUUUAUGCCGAGGUCGACGAGAAACUGGGAAUAGCGAAGGAAUGGAUCACUUUCGGCGAGUGGAAACUUGAGAAACAGUGCGACGACGACAUGUAUGGUGACGAUGGAGCUCAUAUCCGCACGGGCAAUAGACCAAAGCUCUGCAAACCGAAGGUCACGAGCAUGAGUAACUUUCCUAUAGCUAUCGACAAGGACAAAAUCGAGGUCCCCAACCCCAAAGUGGUGAUGGAGGCGGCCAUGGCCAACAUGACAAGUCUGGUUGACAGCCUGCUAACCGGGCACUUUCUGGUGGCUACCCACACCAACGAAGUCGAUAGCGCAGACAUUGUCACGGCGGCCAGCAUGCCCGUUUUCAUGCUACAACAAGCCGUUGACGCCAUGAACGGCAUCAAGAAGACGGGUUCCGAUAUCAUCAAGCAAAACAAGAAGAAUCUCAUCACGUUCAUCCUGAGCAUCGUGUUGAUGGUGAUCCCCAUCAUUGGCGAGAUUGGCGGAGCCCUGUUUGGUGGAAUGGCCAUGAUCGCACGCAUCAUUACCCUUAUCGACGUUGCGGGCAGCGUGGGAAUGACUGCCUAUGACAUUGUCGAGGACCCGGGGUCGGCGCCCUUUGCCAUCAUGGGCAUGUUGAUGGGAUUCGUAGGAGGUACAAGGUCCGAGAAGAGCUUGGCGGAUGCUGGCAAAGCACGCAAGGCCAUGCCUGACUCUGCCGUUGCAAAGCUCGGCAAAAUCUUUAGUGAGAAUGACAAGAAGGUUCAGAAAAUCAUCAAUGCCUGUACCAGGAAAAGGUAG
Molecule: messenger RNA, 3153 nt
Organism: Neurospora tetrasperma FGSC 2508
Lineage: Eukaryota; Fungi; Ascomycota; Sordariomycetes; Sordariales; Sordariaceae
Exons: 3
Coding region: 1-3153 (1050 amino acids)
Biological process (GO): mating projection tip cell wall disassembly
Molecular function (GO): glucan endo-1,3-alpha-glucosidase activity
Source: RefSeq, a predicted model, not a curated record